AUAGUCCUUGAUCAAACAAAACCAUAUUUGCAAUCUGGUUCUUGUUGACAUUCCAAAACCUUAGCUCUAUCACCAUGGAGAACAUUACAAAAGAUGCAUCCCUAAACAGCAUCAAUAAUGAUCAGCCAUAUAGAACUUGGUAUCACUUUCAGCCCCCAAAAAAUUGGAUGAAUGAUCCUAAUGGACCAAUGUACUAUAAAGGAGUUUACCAUUUCUUCUACCAACAUAACCCAGAUGGAGCAACCUUUGGUAAAAAAAUGGUAUGGGGUCAUUCUAUAUCCUAUGAUCUCAUCAAUUGGACACAUCUAAAGCAUGCUAUUAGACCAGAUUCUAUUGGUGACAUAAACAGUUGCUUCUCAGGCUCAGCAACUAUACUCCCAGGUGAAAAACCUGUUAUAUUGUACACAGGAAUUGAUGGAAAAAAACACCAAGUUCAAAACUUAGCUUUUCCAAAGAAUCUAUUAGACCCUUUCUUAAGAGAAUGGGAAAAACAUCCUCAAAACCCUGUCAUGACUCCACCUAGUGAAGUUGAAGAGGAUAAUUUUAGAGACCCUUCAACUGCAUGGCAAGGAAAAGAUGGUAAAUGGAGAGUAGUAAUUGGUGCUCAAAAUGGUGAUGAAGGAAAAGCUAUUCUAUACAAAAGUGAUGAUUUUUUUGAUUGGAAAGUUGACCCUAAUCCUUUUUUUGCAACAGAUGGUACUGGAGUUUGUGAAUGUCCUGAUUUUUUUCCUGUUUAUGUUAAUAGCACAAAUGGGGUGGAUACAUCUGUGGAAAAUUCAAGUGUUAGACAUGUUUUUAAGAUAAGUUAUUUACGUAGACAUCAUGAUUACUAUUUUAUUGGGAGUUAUGUGUCUGAUUCUGAUAAGGAAAAGUUUGUUCCUGAUGUAAAAUAUACUGGAAGUUGGAAGGAAUUAAGAUUUGAUUAUGGAAAUUUUUAUGCUUCAAAGUCAUUUUUUGAUUAUGCUAAGAAUAGGAGAAUAUUAUGGGGUUGGGUGGAAGAAAAUGACUCUAGACAAGAUAGCAUUGAAAGAGGAUGGGCUGGUUUACAGACAAUUCCAAGGAAGUUUUGGCUUGAUAAAGAUGGGAAGCAAUUAAUGCAAUGGCCAAUUGAAGAGUUAGAAAAACUACGUGACAAUCAAAUCAAUAUCACAGGAGAGACACUCCUAGGUGGAUCAACCCUUGAAGUACAAGGUAUCACUGCAUCUCAGGCUGAUGUGGAAGUCUUGUUUGAGCUACCUGAUCUACAAAAUGCUGAGUUGAUAGAUCCAAGUGAAGUUGAUCCUCAAAUACUUUGCAGUGAACAAUAUGCUUCAAGAAAUGGCAUAAUAGGGCCAUUUGGUUUGUUAGCUUUAGCUUCAAAGGAUCAGACAGAGAAGACUGCAAUAUUUUUCAGGAUAUACAGAACACUUGAUAAAUAUGUAUGCUUGAUGUGCAGUGACCAGAGCAGGUCGUCAUUGCGGCAGGAGACUGAAAAAACCACAUAUGCAACUAUCUUUGACAUAGAUCCUAAUCUGAAAACAAUUUCACUUAGAACUUUGAUUGACCGGUCCAUUAUUGAGAGUUUUGGUGAUGGAGGGAAGGUUUGCAUAACAAGUAGAGUUUAUCCCUCAUUGGCUAUAGAGAAAGAUGCACAUCUCUAUGUAUUCAACAAUGGAAGCCAGAGUGUAGUUAUCUCAAAACUAAAUGCUUGGAGUAUGAAGCAAGCAGAGUUUGGCAUGGAAAAUAUAAUAUAGCCAAAAAGAAUUUGGAAAAUCAUACAACAUUUGUUUAUUUAGAUAAUUUGUAUGUGUUGUUUCUAUGCAUGAAAUAAUUUGUUUUGUUUUGUUAUUAAAGAAAUAAUGUGUUGUCUUCCACUAAA
Molecule: messenger RNA, 1858 nt
Organism: Cicer arietinum (chickpea)
Lineage: Eukaryota; Viridiplantae; Streptophyta; Magnoliopsida; Fabales; Fabaceae
Product: beta-fructofuranosidase, insoluble isoenzyme CWINV3-like
Biological process (GO): carbohydrate metabolic process
Molecular function (GO): hydrolase activity, hydrolyzing O-glycosyl compounds
Source: RefSeq, a predicted model, not a curated record